Molecule: messenger RNA, 2872 nt
Organism: Gasterosteus aculeatus aculeatus (three-spined stickleback)
Lineage: Eukaryota; Metazoa; Chordata; Actinopteri; Perciformes; Gasterosteidae
Source: RefSeq, a predicted model, not a curated record
GAGAGAGAUCCCGAGUUAUUGACACGGAGUGCUCCAGAAACUCCGACGCUUUUGCCCUUUUAGUUCAUUGCAUUGUAUUAUUUAUUUAUUUCGAACUGCAUUGCAGACACGGUUUCUCCAUAAUUGUAACUCUUCAGACUCCUCCGGUCCCCGCUGCCCGGACAGCGCGGCUGACUUUGGCUCGGUGUGUUUCUCGUCUCAAUUACCCGACAAUCUGGAGCCCAGCGCAGAGUGAGCCGGAUCAAUGGGCCCUGGCAGCGUGACCCGGCGGGGCUUUUACUAGAAGCAUCUGGGCAGAAGACGAGCUGAUCGGAGCGAUGAAGGACCGACUGGACCAACUGACUGCUGGUACGUCACUGGCAGAGGAGGAGGUCAUGGUGGCAGUGGACAAAGACGGCUUCAUGGAGAGCUUUUUCAGAAGGGUGGAAGAAGUCAGAGGACUCAUCGAUAAGAUCUCCUACCAAGUGGAGGAGGUGAGGAAGAUGCACAGCAUGAUCCUGACUGCACCCAACACAGAUGACAGGACAAAGGACCGGCUUGAUGCACUGACCAACGACAUCAAGGGCAAUGCCAACGUGGUGCGAACAAAACUCAAAUCCAUGGAGCACAGCAUGCCCAAAGACGAUGCCGCCAACAGGUCCUCGGUUGACUUCAGGAUCCAGAAAACGCAGCACACUGUGCUGUCCAGGAAGUUUGUGGAGGUCAUGACCCAGUACAACGAGACCCAGGUGUCCUUUCGGGAAAGAAGCAAAGGAAGGAUCCAGAGACAGCUGGAGAUAACUGGACGAGUGACCACCGAUGAAGAACUAGAGGGCAUGUUAGAAAGUGGAAAUCCAUCUAUCUUCACAUCUGAUAUCAUUUCUGAUUCCCAGAUCACACGUCAGGCCCUGAGUGAGAUCGAGUCCCGACAUCAGGACAUCAUACGUCUGGAGUCGAGCAUCAGAGAGCUUCACGCCAUGUUCAUGGACAUGGCAAUGUUGGUAGAAACUCAGGGCGAAAUGGUAAACAACAUUGAGAAGAACGUCUCCAAUGCGGCCGAAUACAUUUGUAGCGCAAAGGAAGAGACCAAAAAAGCAGUGAGAUACCAGAAGAAAUCCCGGAGGAAAUACAUUAUCCUUGCCUUUGCUCUGUUGAUCCUGCUUGCUGUCAUUGCACUAAUUGUCGGCCUGUCUGUUGGACUAACCAAGCCCCCUGUAUGAGAACUACUGUGACUGCAGCGUGAGAAACUCCUGGGCCUUAUCAUGUGUGUGGCGGCAGGUUUACUCCUUUUACUCAUCAUUAUAGUCGGAGUCUUUGAGUAGUGAGUCACACCCUGGCAGCAGUCCGCAGUAGAGACGAAAACAAAGAACGGCUUCACAAUACGACGACAAUAAGUCGUUCACCACCCAUGAACGUGACGGAGGGGAGCUCUCCACCGCACUGGAGUAAGUAGAAUGUGUGGGAUCCACUUUGCACCAGUAACGCCAGAACUCAUGAUGAACCGUCCUGGAGCAGGUCCGUGCGGUCCAGCUGCAGCAAAGCGUCCUGUCAGCACACUUUGCUUUUUGCUUAGCGGCCGUAUAAUGAACAUUCAUUUUUCAAACUGGUAUGCGUUCCGUAUUGAAGAACAUUUUUUCAUAUAAAAGGCAGGGUUGGUAGUCUUCGUGAAAAACAUCUUAGAUAUUUCUGUUGAAAUGGUCAUUAGAAAACAACAAUCACAUUAUGCACAUAACACGACACAAUGUGAAAAAAAAAUGUUAUAAAACUAGUAUCAUGGCAACAGCCAUGUUCACUUUGUCACAUUGUUCAUAGUUAGAUACUGUUGGAUACGUUUUUUAUUUUGACUACAUCUGCUGGUUUCUUAGGAUUACCAACCUUACCUUUAAGUAUCCUUCGCCGAUAUUUCUUUGUCAAAGAAUUUCAAAAUACGUUUUGGGAAAUAAACAUAAUUGUCUUUUUGCCAAAAGUUAGAUGAGAAGACUGAUUACCUCUCAUGUCUGUACCUGCCGCAGCUGUUAGCUUAGCUUAGCAUAACGACUGGACACAAAAAGAUUUAGCCAAUAAGGGAUGUUAAUGGUUUAGAGAGGGGGUUGUUUGCCAAACUAUUUCUAGACCCGUCGCGUUGGCUUCCUGCAGUCUUGUUGUCAGUGUGAAGUUGCCGGGCGACCAGCGGAGUCUCAAGGAGGCCACUUCUCCGGCAACACGGGCCGUGGAAAAUCCACAAUGUGUGUGACGUUUGUGAAACAAAGAACAUGCGUUGUGGUCGUCUGAGAGCUUUAAGGAUGAUUUUGGUACCUUUUGGUAAAGCCACGCUAUUAUUUCCCAGUUUGUGGCUGCAGUUUGUAUUUGGCGUACAGGAAUGGGAGUCAUAUCCAUAAUCUCACUUUACUCUUGACAUGAAACACAAAUAAUAGCAUAAUUUGUGUUUUGAUGUUUUGAGAUGGGCUCCUCAUUUUCUCUUUUCUUUUCAUGCAUUUACUGCAAUUCAUGUGGAUUAAAUGUAAAACUACUACAGCUCAGGACUUGCUUAGAAAUGGAAAAUUAAAAAAAAGAUAUUCUCUGUAUCAUUUCUAGUUAGCUGUGUUUCAAUCAGCUGAAAUAUUUUCAGAUCAAUCAAAUAUAAUUGUCUCAUUCAAUAACUCAAAAUACGACUGCGUUAUAAAAGUUCAUUGUUGAUGUGUAAUAUGAAACCUUAAUUUAUUGACUGAGAAUUGUGUGAUGACCGAAAUAUUUAUUGUGAAAAGAGCUCUACAUUGUAGGACUCUUGGAUUAUGAUAUUUCAAGAGCACAAAUUUUAAUUUUGAUACAUUUUAUUUUCAUCAGUUAUAUAUUGUAUUUCAUAUUGAGACAAUAAUUAAGUAAUGUAAAUAAAGAAUAAAGACUUUGGAGAGUG